This is a messenger RNA of Epinephelus fuscoguttatus (brown-marbled grouper), 1490 nucleotides long. RefSeq names its product crystallin, beta B1, like 3 (gene crybb1l3). Lineage: Eukaryota; Metazoa; Chordata; Actinopteri; Perciformes; Serranidae. The record is from RefSeq and is a predicted model, not a curated record. Gene Ontology annotation, molecular function: structural constituent of eye lens. Bases 73 to 702 code for a protein of 209 amino acids. The transcript has 6 exons. Gene Ontology annotation, biological process: visual perception; lens development in camera-type eye.
CUAACGACGCCUGCGUCCAUCACUCUCUCCAAAGGUCGGUCCGUUUCAGCCUGCAAUUGUAACUACCUGAUCAUGUCUCACUCAGGUGCUCAAGGUAGCAUUGGCAGCCACUCUGCCAUUGGGCUGCGCAAUUACAAGAUAUACCUCUAUGAAUAUGAGAACUUCCAAGGCCGCAGGAUGGACCUGUUUGGAGAGAGCCGUAACCUGUGUGAGAAGGGUUUCGACAGAGUCGGCUCCAUCAGGGUCGAGUGUGGACCCUGGGUGGGUUACGAGCAGCAGAACAUGACCGGUGAGAUGUUCAUGCUGGAGAAGGGAGAGUAUCCCCGCUGGGACACCUGGUCCAACAGCUACAGGUGUGACCGCCUCAUGUCGGUCAGGCCUGUCAAAAUGGACCCCCAGGACCACAAGAUUUGCCUGUAUGAAUGUCCAGGCUUCGAGGGUCGUAAGAUGGAGGUGUGCGAUGAGGAUAUCCCAAGCCUGUGGUCUUACGGCUUCCAGGACCGUGUUGCCAGCAUUCAGGUCACCGGUGGAACCUGGGUGGGUUACCAGUACCCUGGCUACCGUGGCUACCAGUAUGUGUUUGAACUGGGCCCUUACAAGCACUGGAACGAUUGGGGAGCCCACCACCCCCAGAUCCAGUCCAUCCGCAGGGUGAGAGACAUGCAGACGCACCGCAGAGGCUGCUUCGAGAUGACCGCAUAGAGAGGAGUCCGGCAGACUGUGGGCUAACAGGAGGGAAUGACACAGGGGUCAGGCUUGCCAUGCUGCUAACCAUCCCUUGGAAAAUUCUUCAACAGCCACCUAGCCACACACAGGCUGAUGGCUUUUGAAUAUUGUUAUGCUUUUACUGGUACGGUUUGAGAGUUCUGUGGCAUCGUGAACGACUGUCACAGACUUCCAGAGCAACUGUAACACUGGUAAAAACUGAAGCAAUGCUCUCUGUCUACAGACCUCAUAGAAAGAUUAUGAAAGGGGGAUUAGAGGGGAUUAGUUGAUAGUUUGUGUUGAUUAGUUUGUUUCAAUGCUAUUAAAACCCUUUUAUUUUAUUUUUAUCUACUCGCCUAUGUGUUUCUAGCUGACAUGAUGCCAAUAAGCCUGCUCACCAAAGCGCUCUCCUGGGAUCCACAGAUUUUAGAGAGCAAAGGGAUAAACAAUCAUAUUACUCCUCACAAAGUACUACCAUGGACAGCUCUCAGCUCUGCACAUGCCCUGCAGUGAGUUUGCCAAGCAGAAGGAGGCACUAUCUCCUCGUCUCAAAGCAAAUGGCUCUCUUAAGUGACAGGAAGGUGCCGGCCAGUCUGUGAUUAAACAAGAGAAAGGCGGCCUUGCAGGGUUUUGUUUUUGCAGACGUGAACAUCUUGUGGCUGGCCCUUUUCAGCUCAUUGAUGGGGCUGUCAGGAAGAUUUGCAUUUUACACUUUCUCAGGGAUGCUGGCAUCUGGAAAGCAACUUUCCAAUGAAGACAAUUGAAAUAAAAAUAUUACAAAGUCA